Molecule: messenger RNA, 690 nt
Organism: Mercurialis annua (annual mercury)
Lineage: Eukaryota; Viridiplantae; Streptophyta; Magnoliopsida; Malpighiales; Euphorbiaceae
Product: squamosa promoter-binding-like protein 3
Exons: 2
Coding region: 83-505 (140 amino acids)
Biological process (GO): flower development
Cellular component (GO): nucleus
Molecular function (GO): DNA-binding transcription factor activity; DNA binding
Source: RefSeq, a predicted model, not a curated record
UUGUGGUCCACAUUUUGCAUUCUCUCUUAUUUUGUCCUUCUGUUGCUUCUUGUUUUUUUUGCAUUAUUUUCUGGUUCUCAGAAUGAAUACAAGAAAAGCUGAGGGAAAGAGAAGCUUGAAGGAGAUCGACGACGAUGAGGAAGAAGAAGACGACGAAGAUGGCGGAUUAGGGUUUCCAGAAGAUGAUAAGAAAAAGAAGGGUAAGAGAGGAUCUAGUGGUGGUAGUGGCUCAAUGCUACCAGUUUCUUGCCAAGCUGAGAAUUGUUCCGUUGAUAUGAGCGAUGCGAAACGAUACCAUAGACGCCAUAAAGUCUGUGAGUUUCAUGCCAAAGCUUCUUAUGUUCUUGUUUCAGGACUCCAUCAACGCUUUUGCCAGCAAUGUAGCAGGUUCCAUGAAAUAACGGAGUUUGAUGAGAGCAAAAGGAGUUGCAGAAGGCGAUUAGCCGGACACAACGAAAGGCGCAGAAAAAACUCAUCGGAAUGCCACGGAGAAGGCUCUAAUUGAUAACAACGGAGUUUUACUUAAAUUGGAUGGAAAGGCUCUAUAUUAUUUCCGAAUAAAUUUGCCUGUUCCAGCCAUAUUUAGAUCUAUUUUUAGAUCUAAAUAUGUAGUCUCUAGCAUGCUCUCUCUCUUCUGUCAAUCAACUUAAACUGUAAUAAUUAUGAAUUUGCUAAGCACCUUUCAAACAA